UUCCAUCUCAUUAAAAUGGAUCCAAACUGCCCCGGAAAAUUUAGGAACCCUCUUCAUACCAACAGCAAUGGGAUUUUCUGGAUUUUCAAGCAUGAGGGCAUGUCUUGGAUGGCCAAAGUUUGGCUGCAUCUGGUGACGGAGCAACCAGCUAUGCUUCAAGGUGGAGAGUUAAGACCGUAUCAGUUAGAGGGCCUUCAAUGGAUGCUGUCUUUGUUCAAUAACAACUUAAAUGGAAUUUUAGCAGAUGAAAUGGGGUUGGGUAAGACAAUUCAGGCAAUAUCUCUGAUUGCUUAUCUCAUCGAAAACAAAGGUGUUACCGGGCCCCACUUGAUUGUGGCCCCAAAGGCUGUCCUUCCAAAUUGGAUCAAUGAAUUUUCAACUUGGGCUCCUAGUGUUGCUGCUGUUCUUUAUGAUGGGCGACUGGAGGACAGAAAGGCAAUGAGAGAAGAGUAUUCAGGAGAAGGGAAGUUCAAUGUUUUGAUCACCCAUUAUGAUCUUAUUAUUAGAGAUAAAGCAUUCUUGAAGAAAAUUCACUGGUACUACCUGAUUGUUGACGAAGGACAUCGACUUAAAAAUUCCGACUCUGUUCUUGCACGCACUCUUGUCUCUGGCUAUCGAAUUCGGCGGAGACUUCUGCUGACUGGUACUCCCAUACAAAAUAGCUUGCAGGAAUUAUGGUCUUUGCUUAAUUUUCUCCUUCCAACUAUAUUUAAUUCAGUUGAAAAUUUUGAGGAGUGGUUUAAUGCGCCCUUUGCGGACAAAUGUGACGUCAGUUUGACAGAUGAAGAACAAUUAUUAGUCAUUCGGCGAUUGCACCAUGUCAUAAGGCCGUUCAUAUUGAGGAGGAAGAAAGAUGAGGUGGAGAAGUUCCUUCCUACUAAAUGUCAAGUCAUACUUAAAUGUGACAUGUCUGCCUGGCAGAGAGUAUAUUAUCAGCAAGUAACAGAUGUGGGCAGGGUUGGGUUGGCUGGUGGAACUGGAAAGUCCAAAAGCCUACAAAACCUGACAAUGCAGCUCAGGAAAUGUUGUAACCACCCAUACUUAUUUCUAGGCGAUUAUAAUAUGCUGCGCAGAGAGGAGAUUUUCAGAUCAUCAGGAAAGUUUGAGCUUCUUGAUCGCUUACUCCCCAAGCUUCAUAAAGCUGGGCAUAGAGUCCUCCUUUUCUCUCAGAUGACACGGCUUAUGACCAUUCUUGGGUAUUAUCUGGAAUUACAUGGUUACAAGUUUCUUAGACUAGAUGGCUCAACUAAAACAGAAGACAGGGGCGAAUUGCUAAAAAAAUUUAAUGCUCCAGACUCUCCUUAUUUCAUAUUUCUUCUAAGCACUCGUGCUGGAGGACUUGGUCUGAAUUUGCAGUCUGCAGAUACUGUGAUAAUUUUUGACAGUGACUGGAACCCUCAGAUGGACCAACAAGCUGAGGAUAGAGCACAUCGCAUUGGGCAGAAGAAGGAGGUGAGAGUUUUUGUUCUUGUCAGUGUUGGAUCAAUUGAAGAGGUUAUCUUAGAACGAGCCAAGCAGAAAAUGGGCAUUGAUGCCAAGGUCAUCCAGGCAGGAUUGUUCAAUACAACUUCCACAGCUCAAGACAGGAGAGAGAUGUUGGAAGAGAUUAUGCACAAAGGUACAAGCUCACUCGGAACGGAUGUACCAAGUGAGAGAGAAAUAAAUCGUCUUGCUGCACGAUCAGAUGAGGAGUUUUGGUUGUUCGAGAAAAUGGAUGAAGAAAGAAGGCAGAAGGAGAAUUACAGAUCUCGUCUCAUGGAAGAACACGAGGUACCAGAUUGGGUAUAUACUGUGCCUGAUAUGAAAGAGAGCAGGGGGAAAGGAUUUGACAAUUUCACCGUUCUUGGAAAGAGACGCAGGAAAGAGGUGAUCCGAGAUGAUACACUUACUGACUUGCAAUGGAUGAGGGCUGUGGAAAACGGAGAAGACUUAUCUAAACCUCCUGUAAAAAGGAGAGAGAAUCCUAUGGUCUUGAACGAUGAAUUUCCUGGUAAUACCGGAACUAGUAACUCCAUAAGUGAGAAAGAAGCUGCAGAGUUGAAGAGUGAAACUGGUUCUCUCGUAAGCGAGGCAAAGAGUGAAGAUACAAUUGGCUGGACAUCUCAAAGGUACAAGGAGUAUGAAGCUGAAAGUUCUCAAAGAAAUGGCUGUGAAAGUUUGGAAGGAGGGUUGAAUGAAUUGACAUGGAGAGCAUAUAGGAGGAGGAGAUCAAGCUUGAUGUGAUUCAUAGAGGAAAAAGCGAAAGCAAUGAAGCUGUAACAACUUUCUUUAGUAAAUGUGUAACCAAUUUGCAAAUGCUGCUCUUGACUUUAUUAUUGUUUGUGUAAGAUAUGGGUUAAAUGGAUUGAUUUAUCGACUCUCCUUCUGAGUUUCCUUUUAUUUUA
Molecule: messenger RNA, 2384 nt
Organism: Olea europaea var. sylvestris
Lineage: Eukaryota; Viridiplantae; Streptophyta; Magnoliopsida; Lamiales; Oleaceae
Product: probable ATP-dependent DNA helicase CHR12
Exons: 7
Coding region: 16-2223 (735 amino acids)
Biological process (GO): positive regulation of transcription by RNA polymerase II
Cellular component (GO): nucleus
Molecular function (GO): histone binding; ATP-dependent chromatin remodeler activity; DNA binding
Source: RefSeq, a predicted model, not a curated record